Molecule: messenger RNA, 1371 nt
Organism: Prunus armeniaca (apricot)
Lineage: Eukaryota; Viridiplantae; Streptophyta; Magnoliopsida; Rosales; Rosaceae
Source: the annotation of a GenBank genome assembly
AUGAGGCAGAUAAUGGCAGCAAUAAUAUUGCAAUGCAUCCUAUCACUUGGCUUCUUCCUUGCUUGCGUUUGCGUUAAUGCCGCAGGGAAAUCAAAUGGCUUGACCAUGGAACUCAUCCAUGUCGACUCGCCGGCAUCACCUCUCUAUCCGGGCAAUAUUUCUUAUGAAGAAGAAAUCCAAAGACUCAUAGACCGAUCCAUUGCCCGAGCUCAACACCUUCAUUACACCUUAGCAUCCCUCGGCAACAAUAAUGUGUCACAAACUAUAAUCAACCCUCUUGACAUUCGUCCGAAACUCGAAUUUCACCCUUACGGCUCUUACCUUGUACAAGUUGGGAUUGGGACUUUUGAUGCACCUUUCCCGGCAAGGUCAUUCAAUACAUACUACUUGUACACCGACACUGGAAGCACCCUCACAUGGGCGCUGUGCGAGGAUUGUCUCAAGCCUGGAAACCAAUGCUUUCAAACCAAAGAACCCCCUUUCCCUAACAGCAAGUCCAAAUCUUAUGUUGCUCUCUGUUGCAAUCAAAACCCGUUUUGCAAGACAGGCCAAUGCACCGGUCCUUACUGCUCCCAGCACGAUGAUGGGCAGCCACUGAUGAUUCCAGGCGUAGUGUUUGGUUGUGCUUAUGACACCAGGAAAAUCAGUUUUGGAAGGCUGGAACAGUUCAAGGUUGCAGGAAUAUUGGGUUUGGGAUAUGCUCCGAUUUCCUUUCCACUGCAACAAUCCUAUCAAACUGGUAAAGUAUUCUCAAUGUGCCUAACACGCCAAAGAGAGAUCCAAACAUAUCUCAGAUUUGGUAAGGACGUCCCCACACCACCAGGUGGUCUGCGUGUCACCAAAUUAGUGUUGUUCAAAGACAUACCAUAUUACUACGUCAAUCUGUUGGGCAUAAGUGUGCAUGGACAACAGCUUCUCAUAGACCCAAAUGUGUUUGCUGUACGAAAUCAGGGCACAAGUGGCGGCUGCGUCAUGGACAAUGGUAGCUCAUUUACUUUUCUCAUCAGGCCUGCUUUUAAUGCUGUGGUUCAGUUUCUGGAGAUGUAUUUCAUGCGCUUUCCUCGCGUUUUUAAGGGUGGUAGGCCUCUUGGCCCCCCUUUUGAACUUUGCUACAAAUGGAUGACGCCGUUGCCACCUCUGCCUACUUUGACAUUUCACUUUGAAAAUGCUGACCUUGUGAUCAACCCAGAGGACUUAUUCAUAAAGUUGAAUGCUGCUCAGCAGGGGAACUAUCUCUUAUGUUUGGCCUUCAUCGCCGACGAUGCUCGUACUAUUCUUGGAUCAGUGCACCAAUCCAAUUACUUAUUCAUAUAUGACCUUAACCAGAAUCUGUUGAAGUUUGCUCCUGAGGAUUGUUCUAAGAAUUCUUGA